Messenger RNA from Mesoplodon densirostris (Blainville's beaked whale), 2033 nucleotides. It is a transcript of the gene CEP57, whose product is annotated as centrosomal protein 57. Gene Ontology annotation, molecular function: gamma-tubulin binding; microtubule binding; identical protein binding. Gene Ontology annotation, cellular component: centrosome. NCBI's taxonomy places the organism in Eukaryota, Metazoa, Chordata, Mammalia, Artiodactyla, Ziphiidae. The coding region runs from base 253 to 1740 and encodes 495 amino acids. The record is from RefSeq and is a predicted model, not a curated record. The transcript has 11 exons.
ACCGGAAGUCAUCUGGUUUUUUUGAUUGGCUAGCCAGGACGUCCGUUAGGAUGUGUUGCGCUUUUGGUGUGCACUCCAAGUGUGGGCGGCCCUGUGGGGGUGUGUGGUAGGGGUUUCCAGACCCGGGACGAACACACCACCCCCUUCCAUCAGGGGUUCGGCUUAGGGUCGCCCCUGGCGGGCGGCUCUCGGAAUCUUGAAGAACAGCACGCGAACCCGGACCCUUCCGAGGCUGCAGAGGUCGGCAGGAAGAUGGCGGCAGCGUCGUCUGAGGCUUCGGCUUCUCAGUUAUCGAACAUCUUAGCAGAACCAUCAAAGUCUAAUGGAAGUAUGGUUCAUGAUUCCUCAUCUCCAUAUGUAAUAUAUCCACCUGAUAAGCCUUUCCUUAAUUGUGAUCUGCGACAUUCCCCAAACAAGCCUACAUUUGCCUAUCCAGAAAGCAACAGCAGAGCUAUAUUUUCUGCUCUGAAGAAUCUUCAAGAUAAAAUUCGACGUUUAGAACUUGAAAGGAUUCAGGCAGAAGAAACCUUGUCUAAAGAAAGAGUUGAAUAUAAGAAAGUACUGGAUGAACAGAUACAAGAAAGGGAGAAUUCAAAGAAUGAGGAAUCAAAGCACAAUCAAGAGCUGACAUCUCAGCUGUUAGCUGCAGAAAAUAAAUGUAAUCUUUUAGGAAAACAAUUGGAAUACAUGCGUAACAUGAUAAAGCAUGCAGAAAUGGAGAGGACAUCUGUAUUAGGGAAACAGGUUUCCCUAGAAAGAGAACGACAACAUGAUCAAACGCAUGUUCAAAACCAACUUGAAAAAUUGGAUCUUCUUGAACAAGAGUAUAACAAGCUUAUCACAAUGCAGGCCCUUGCAGAAAAAAAAGUGCGAAAGUUAGAAGCAAAACUCCAUCUAGAAGAACAGGAAAGGAAACGUAUGCAAGCUAAGGCAGCCCAGUUGCAGACUGCUCUAGAAACAAAUAGACUUAUCUUUGAAGAUAAGGCAACUUCAUGUGUUCCUAAUGCAAAAAGAAUUAAAAAGAAGUCAAAACCACCAGAAAAGAAAGGUUCUAGGAACUGUUUUGCUGCACAACCACAUUAUAGAUUAUGCUUGGGUGAUAUGCCAUUUGUAGCUGGAAAGUCCACCAGCCCUAGUCAUGCUGUGGUAGCCAAUGUUCAACAUGUCUUACAUCUACUGAAGCAACACAGUAAAGUCUUGUGCAAUGAUCGAGUAGUCAGCAGUGUUCCUUUGGCAAAGCAAGUGUCUUCACGAAGUGGGAAAAGCAAGAAGUCAGCAACGCCUCCCCCCUGUAGCAGCAUUAAUGAAGAGCUGGCAGAAGUCUUAGAGACUUUACAACAUGAAUUUGGGCAAAUGAGCUUUGAUCACCAGCAGCUUGUGAAACUUAUCCAAGAAUCACGAACCACUGAACUGAAAGACAACCUAGAGUGCGAACUGGAGGCAUUAGUGGGCAGGAUGGAGGCAAAGGCCAAUCAAAUAACUCAAGUUCGAAAAUAUCAAGCCCAACUGGAGAAACAGAAGUUGCGGAAGCAGAAGAGGGAAUUAAGAACCACCAAAAAGACUCUUGAUGAGGAAGGAAACAGCAGCGGCCGUUCUUCUGCAACCACAGGGACCACAAAUAAGAAGGGCUUUGCCAAACCGAGACCUGGAGAAAAAAGCAGGAAAAAUCUUCAGUUAUUGAAGGACCUGCAAACCAUACAGAAUUCAUUACAGAACAAUAGUUUGUGUUGGGUUUACUGACUGGUACCAGGUCAUAAAUGUUAUUCACAUAAUCCGUACCUCAUCAAUCAGAUGCUGACAGUUUACUUUCCAGGUCUCACACUCUUACGUUGGAAUUAAUUAAUAGCAGGUAUUAAGGGGCCCAAGUUUCAUUACACAGGCUUAUUGUGUUACGUAUCACAACUAAAUGUUAAACCAUCUAAAUGGAAACCAGGGGAGUUUUAAAGGCCAAGAAGCCACACAUACUCUGUUUCUUUGUUUGAGAUGAAUUUGCUGUACUGAGAUAUUGCACUUUGUAAACAAAUUACCAAUUU